GUAACUGCACCAAUCUGAAUUGCACCAAGACUACACAGGACUCAUACAACAUCUCAGAGAAGUCUGUUAACUUCCUCAAAGGCCUGCUGGUCACACGCAUCAUGCCCUCAUUAUACAUCAUCAUCCUCCUCAUUAGUCUGCCCCUGAACGCAUUGGCCUUGGUGACUUUCACCUGUAGGAUUCGAGAGAAGAAACCAGCUGUGAUCUACAUGUCUCACCUGGCGUGUGUGGAUCUGCUCUUCACCCUGCUGCUGCCUCUGAAGAUCCACUACCAGCUGAACGCUUCUGAUUGGGUGUUCGGUGAGGCGGCGUGUCGCGUGCUCACUGCAGCUUACUACUGCUACAUGUACUGCUCCAUACUGCUGAUGAUGUGCACGAGUUUGGACCGGCUGCUGGCCGUGGCGUUUCCCAUCGCCUCUCUGACCUGGAGGAGCGCAAGGAAAGCCACAUGCAUAUGUGUGCUGGUCUGGCUGCUGACGCUCGCUGGUACUGUGCCGCUUCUCUCCAUAACACAAACAUUUAAGAUAAAGGAUGUGGGCAUCACCUGCCACGAUGUGCUGUAUCAAAAAGAGCUGUAUGUGUACUUGUUCUCCAUCCUCUCCUGCAUCUACUUCUUCCUGCCACUGGUCGUCACCUUAGUGAGUUACUCUACCAUCAUAUACGUGCUCACUAACAAGCCUGAUCACUUGGCAACAUCAUCUUCAGGCAUGGAAAGGAGAGCUGUGAUUAUGGCUAUAGCUGUGCUGAGUGUGUUUGUAAUGUGCUUUGCACCAACCAAUGGCAUCUUGUUUUAUCACUGUGUUAGUUUAGUCACUGGAGGCAGCACUGAGGAGGGGAAAUAUUACGUGAUUGCUGUGUGUUUGGGGAGUGCGAGUGUUUUUCUGGAUCCUCUUCUCUACUACUAUGGCUCAUCUCAAUGCAGAGAGAAGAUCAUCUCUCUGAUCUGGUGGAGGAAGACUAAAAGCACAACCACACUAUCAAACGCAUAAAGUCAAAUAAAAUCCUCUAACUUGAGCUGCGAGUGCACUCAGGCUCACAUUCAGGUGUGAGCUGAUGGUGAUUUUUAUGCUAAUUGCAAUUAGCAU
Molecule: messenger RNA, 1085 nt
Organism: Cyprinus carpio (common carp)
Lineage: Eukaryota; Metazoa; Chordata; Actinopteri; Cypriniformes; Cyprinidae
Product: proteinase-activated receptor 1-like
Exons: 1
Coding region: 102-989 (295 amino acids)
Biological process (GO): blood coagulation; phospholipase C-activating G protein-coupled receptor signaling pathway; thrombin-activated receptor signaling pathway
Cellular component (GO): membrane
Molecular function (GO): thrombin-activated receptor activity
Source: RefSeq, a predicted model, not a curated record